This is a messenger RNA of Fusarium keratoplasticum, 2049 nucleotides long. Its product is annotated as Dihydrolipoyllysine-residue succinyltransferase. The coding region runs from base 1 to 2049 and encodes 682 amino acids. Gene Ontology annotation, cellular component: oxoglutarate dehydrogenase complex. The record is from RefSeq and is a predicted model, not a curated record. Gene Ontology annotation, molecular function: dihydrolipoyllysine-residue succinyltransferase activity. Lineage: Eukaryota; Fungi; Ascomycota; Sordariomycetes; Hypocreales; Nectriaceae. The transcript is spliced from 6 exons. Gene Ontology annotation, biological process: tricarboxylic acid cycle.
AUGCUGUCAAGAAGCAUAGCUACCGCCGCCCGAAUGGUGCCGGCUCGGGCGCUGCGGCCCCGUUCGCACCCUCUCGUCAUGCUUCCCGCCAUGAUGCAGACCGUCCGCACUUAUGCCGAUUCCGUCAUCAAGGUCCCCCAAAUGGCCGAGUCCAUCUCUGAGGGUACUCUGAAGCAGUUCUCCAAGAGCAUCGGCGACUAUGUCGAGCAGGACGAGGAGAUUGCCACUAUCGAGACUGACAAGAUUGACGUCGCUGUGAAUGCUCCUGAGGCUGGUACUAUCAAGGAGUUCCUCGCCAGCGAGGAGGAUACCGUCGUCGUUGGCCAGGAACUUGUCCGCAUUGAGCUGGGCGGCGCCCCCGCUGGUGACAAGAAGGAGGCUCCUAAGGAGGAGUCCAAGCAGUCCGAGUCCAAGCCUGAAUCAAAACCCGAGCCCAAGCAAGAGACCGCCCCCGAGCCUAAGAAGGAGUCUGCUCCCGCCCCCAGCAAGCCCGAGCCUCGACAGGCUGAGAAGAAGGAGUCGAAGCCCCAGCCCGCUGCCACCACUGGUGGCCCCUCUCUUGGUAACCGGGAAGAGCGCCGCGUCAAGAUGAACCGCAUGCGCCUCCGAAUCGCCGAGCGCCUUAAGCAGUCCCAGAACACCGCUGCCUCGCUCACCACCUUCAACGAGGUCGACAUGUCCAACAUUAUGGACUUCCGCAAGCUGUACAAGGAUGACGUUCUCAAGAAGACCGGCGUCAAGCUUGGUUUCAUGAGCGCCUUCUCCCGCGCCUGCGUUCUCGCUAUGCGGGACAUCCCCGCCGUCAAUGCUUCCAUUGAGGGCCCUGACGGCGGUGACACCAUUGUCUACCGCGACUACGUCGACAUCAGCGUUGCCGUUGCCACUGAAAAGGGUCUCGUUACCCCCGUUGUCCGAAACGUUGAGGCUAUGGACAUGAUUGGCAUUGAGAAGUCCAUUGCCGACAUGGGCAAGAAGGCCCGCGAUGGCAAGCUUACGAUCGAGGAUAUGGCUGGCGGCACCUUCACCAUCAGCAACGGCGGCGUUUUCGGCUCUCUCAUGGGCACUCCCAUCAUCAACCUUCCCCAGAGCGCCGUUCUCGGCCUCCACGCCAUCAAGGAACGCCCUGUUGCUGUCAACGGCAAGAUCGAGAUCCGACCCAUGAUGUACCUGGCUCUUACCUACGACCACCGUCUGCUGGAUGGCCGGGAGGCUGUGCAGUUCCUCGUCAAGGUGAAGGAGUACAUUGAGGACCCCCGGAGGAUGCUUCUAUCCGAAGAACUAGAGCCCAUUCGCAACGUUGAAACCCGAACCAAUGCGACCUUAGACCGCACGCUAUCGAUCGUCGUGAUGAGCUUAGUCAUUCCCCUCAACUUCGCGCAGUCAUCUGAGUCACUCGUCUUGACACUUGACCUAAAGCACGCAAUACACCUUCACCACAUGACCCGUCAGAUCACGAUGGCUCCUCCAAACAGCGCUCUUUUCGUCAUUGAUAUCCAACACGACCUGGCGGGAGAUCCCAAGACUGAGAUCCCACAUGCCGCCCGUAUCCGUGAUGCUGGAGAGGUCAUCCUUUCUGCCGCGCGUGGUAUUUCUCAAACUGAGGGAGCUCAGCCGCCUCUCAUCGUCUUUGUGCAGCACGAGGAACCCCCUGAGGAGGGUCCCCUAGCCAAAGGAAGCGAUCCAUGGAAACUCGUCUUUGAGCCGCAGAUGAACAAUUCUAGGGAGAUUCUCGUGCCCAAGACCACUCGAGACACGUUCAAGUCAAACCCGGGACUCGCUGAACAGCUGAAGGCGCAAGGAAUCGAACAUAUCGUGGCGUUUGGAGUCCAAAGCGACUGCUGUGUAUUCGAGACAAGCAAAGGUGCCCUCGAGGCCGGGUUUCGACUUACGCUACUGCAGGGAGCCCAUUCGACUUAUGAUUCCAAAGAGGGCACUGCACUUGAGAUUGAGACGAGCAUCGAAGAUUCAUUGAGGGUUCUUGGUGCAAGGAUUGUUCCAUUUGAAUCUGCGGUGGACGGCUGGAAAGAGACGGGGAACUUGGAUUUUUGA